Myxocyprinus asiaticus (Chinese sucker) is the source of this 7144-nucleotide messenger RNA. It is a transcript of the gene adgrb1a, whose product is annotated as adhesion G protein-coupled receptor B1a. NCBI's taxonomy places the organism in Eukaryota, Metazoa, Chordata, Actinopteri, Cypriniformes, Catostomidae. The transcript has 31 exons. Gene Ontology annotation, cellular component: dendrite; postsynaptic density; plasma membrane. Gene Ontology annotation, biological process: cell surface receptor signaling pathway; engulfment of apoptotic cell; adenylate cyclase-activating G protein-coupled receptor signaling pathway. Gene Ontology annotation, molecular function: G protein-coupled receptor activity. The record is from RefSeq and is a predicted model, not a curated record. The coding region runs from base 656 to 5437 and encodes 1593 amino acids.
CCCGAUACACACCGAGAAAACAACACGAGCCUGAGCCGCCUCUCUGGAGCCUUUACACUUGAGGACUUUGUUGUUGUUUUUUGGAUAACGGGGGACUAUUACGACUUGUGGGCUUAAGGUGUGGAUUAAAUCAUAAACAAUUGGGAAACCGACGAACGGUAUCAGAAGUGACAGAACAGAAAUAGGCUACACGUUAACAGGAUAAACUGUGAAUGUAUGGAUGCUUGUUGUCUUUUUCCGGUCCUGUGAACACCUCUCUUCCACUGGAGCAAACAGACAUCCUUUUGUGCCAUUGUUCGAGUAGAUAUUGCCUGUUGAAAGAAUGAAUGCACCGAACUUACUCUGAACAAGUUGGAGGAAUAGUCGUGGAGUCAUUUUGCAAAGGCUUUAUGUGCUGACAAAACAGAUGGGACAUGCCAACUUUUUGGAGAUAUUUCUGAGGCUGUGUGGCAUCAUGGACAACAAACUGGUUCAAUGAGCCAAAGUUUAAUCUCACCCUGAGCUGUCAGUCUCAAUGGUUCUGCAAACAUCUGAGAAUAUUACCAGAUCAACAAUAAGAGGCUACUGAUCCAGCACUCCAACAAAAGAAAAGGUGCAAAGGAGAAAUAAAGUUCAGCCUCUCUCUUUUCUGCACAUACUUCUGUCAUUUACAGCCAUGAUAUCAAAAUUCUUACAGAACUGUUCGUCAUUGGUCCUGCUGUUUCCUCUUCUCCAAUUAUUGCAGUUGGACAUGCUCAACGCUGCCCCCUCUGGCCCGGAGUCUGACACUUGCUCUACCCUGGUCCAGAGUCGUUUCUUUGGUUUCUUUCUCUCAUCCUCUGUAUUUACCAGCACACCCUGCUCCUGGACCCUGCAGAACCCCGACCCACGGCGCUACACCAUAUUUAUCAAGGUCACAAAGCCAACCAGAGACUGCAUUCCCAGACAACACCGGACUUUCCAGUUCGACUCCUUCUUGGAAACAACACGAACCUUCCUUGGAAUGGAGAGCUUCGAUGAGAUAGUGAAGCUGUGUGAUGCCUCCACUCAUGUUGCCUUCAUGGAGGCAGGAAAACAAUUCUUGCAGAUCCGGAAAGGGCUGCCCAGAGCAGGCGCCGGGCCCAGGAAUGGGGAAGGGGAGUUUAAGGUUGAAUAUCUUGUGGUUGGGAAGCGUAAUCCAAGCAUGGCUGCCUGUCAAAUGCUGUGCCAGUGGUUGGAGGACUGCCUCACCUACAGUACCUCCAACCGGCCUUGUGGAAUCAUGCAGACACCAUGCCAAUGCUGGGACCAGCCUCCAUCUGACAAAGAGACUAAUGGAUGCUACAGAGAUGGAAUCUACUUGGAGAACUGCAUCCCUGUAGUGAAAGAGGGAAUGGCAGAUAUUGACACAAGUGGUGGCUGGAGUGGGUGGGGCAACUGGGCGGAGUGUAGCAGUGAAUGUGAGGGCGGGGUCCAGACACGUACACGUACUUGUCAAUCACCUCCUGAGGAGGCGUACCUGUGUGAGGGAGUUCUGGAGGAGGGCCGCCCUUGCAACGCACAGCCUUGCAUUGGCAAAGGCCGACUUGGCACUCGUAGCCAGUCCCUGCGCUCUGUGGACAGCCGUAAACGGGAGGUCUCAGAUAAGACUCGCAGCGGACAGCAGUCUUCCCAAACAGUGGAUCCUCCGUCGGGUGAGGAGUGGUCUGCGUGGAGCGUGUGUUCGGCCACGUGCGGUGAGGGCUGGCAAAGCCGCACGCGCUUCUGCGUCUCCGUGUCGUACAGCACGCAGUGCAGCGGGCCACUGCGCGAACAGAGACCCUGCAAUAACACUGCUGUGUGUCCAGCCGCUCUGAUUGCAGUGCACGGGGCAUGGGACGAGUGGUCUCCAUGGAGCUUGUGUUCUUCAACGUGCGGCCGUGGCUACAGGGAUCGCACACGCUCCUGCAAACCGCCACAGUUCGGAGGAAACCCCUGCGAGGGUCCGGAGAAGCAGACCAAAUUCUGCAACAUCGCUGUGUGCCCAGUGGACGGCGUGUGGAAUGAGUGGUCCAACUGGAGUUCCUGUUCUUCAUCCUGUUCUAAUGGGACAAUGCAGCGCACACGGGAGUGUAAUGGGCCCUCGUAUGGGGGCUUAGAGUGUCAGGGCGAGUGGCUGCAGAAACAGGAUUGCUUCCUAAGAGAGUGUCCUGUUGAUGGUCAAUGGCAGCUCUGGAGCUCUUGGGCUGGUUGUACCAAAACAUGUGGUGGAGGGAGCCAACAAAGGCAAAGGGUGUGCUAUGGCCCCUUCUUUGGUGGGGAGUCAUGUCCAGGGGACAGAGAGGAAGUUCGACGUUGCAAUGAGAAGAGAUGUCCUGAGCCACAUGAGAUCUGUGAAGAGGAGAAUUUCUCCAACGUAGUGUGGAAGAGAACUCCUGCAGGAGACACAGCGGCUGUCCGCUGCCCUCCAAAUGCUGUGGGACUAAUUCUUCGGCAAUGUUCAUUGGACAAUGAGGGCAUUGCAUACUGGGAGAACCCAACUUACAUGAAGUGUGUCUCUAAUGAUUACCGCAGUAUCCAAACACUGACCAGAGAUCACUUGUCUAAGGCUCAGAGGGGGCUUGUGGGAGAUGGGGUUUCUGAGGUGAUGACCAAAUUGAGGGUGACCUCCAGUGAUGGAACAAGCUACAGUGGAGACCUUCUAGCUAUCAUAGAUGUACUAAAGAACAUGACAGAGAUCUUUAGGAGAUCUUAUUACAGCCCCAGUAAUGCAGACAUGAGAAAUUUUGUGCAGUCAGUUAGUAACCUACUAAUGGAAGAAAACAGGGAGAGGUGGGAGGAGGCCCAACUGCUGGGCCCUAAUGUUAAGGAGCUGUUUCGUCUAGUGGAGGACUUUGUGGACGUCAUCAGUCUUCGCAUGAAGGACUUCCAAGAUAACUAUGAGGUUACAGACAACUUGGUGUUGAGUAUUCACAAGCGGCCUGUCGCCGGAAAUUCAGAUAUCACUUUUCCCAUGAAGGGAUGGAGGGGGAUGGUGGACUGGGCUCGCAACUCUGAGGACAAAGUUAGAGUGGCCAAAAACAUCCUUGUCACUGAAAAAACAAAUGAAGAAGAUGCAUCAGCUUUUGUGACUGGCAUUGUACUCUACAGAAACUUAGGCAGUAUUCUCUCUCUACAGAGAAAUAGCACAGUGCUGAACUCCAAGGUGAUCUCUGUGACAAUCAAACCCACCCCAAGCUCCCUCUCAACUCCACUAGAGGUUGAGUUCUCCCACCUAUACAAUGGUACCACAAACCAAACCUGCAUUUCCUGGGAUGAGAAUGACAGCUCGUCGUUGCUGGGCUCCUGGUCUGCGCGCGGCUGUAGAGCCGUGCCCGUCGACUCCAGCACAACCAAAUGCUUGUGUGACAGACUCUCCACCUUCGCCAUUUUAGCACGCCUUAAUCCCGAUGUGAACAUGGAUAAGACACAGAUUCCAUCAGUGACUCUGAUCGUCGGCUGCGGGGUCUCGUCCCUUACCCUGCUGCUACUCAUCAUCAUCUAUGUGUCUGUUUGGAGAUAUAUCCGCUCAGAACGCUCCGUCAUCCUCAUCAACUUCUGUCUGUCCAUCAUCUCCUCCAACGCUCUCAUACUCAUCGGACAAACUCAGACUCGGAACAAGGUUGUUUGUACUCUUGUUGCUGCUUUUCUGCACUUCUUCUUUCUCUCCUCUUUCUGUUGGGUUCUGACAGAGGCGUGGCAAUCUUACAUGGCCGUGACUGGCCGUCUUAGAAACCGCAUCAUACGCAAGCGUUUCCUCUGCCUUGGUUGGGGUUUACCUGCUCUUGUUGUAGCAAUUUCUGUUGGUUUCACCAAGGCAAAGGGAUAUGGCACUGCUAACUAUUGCUGGCUGUCUCUGGAAGGUGGACUAUUGUAUGCAUUUGUUGGACCAGCCGCUGCUGUCGUCUUGGUUAACAUGGUUAUCGGGAUUCUGGUUUUUAACAAACUGGUUUCCAAAGAUGGCAUAACUGAUAUGAAACUCAAGGAGAGGGCAGGUCAGAUGACAGUGCCACUGUACAAUAUGACGCUCAAAUGUGCCAAGUGCGGAGUUAUCUCAUCGGCUGACGUUUCCACCACAGCUACCAGUAACGCCAUGGCGUCGCUGUGGAGCUCCUGUGUUGUACUGCCACUGCUGGCCCUCACAUGGAUGUCUGCAGUUCUGGCCAUUACUGACCGCCGCUCGGCCCUGUUUCAGAUCCUCUUUGCUGUUUUUGACUCCCUUGAGGGCUUUGUCAUUGUAAUGGUGCAUUGCAUCCUACGCAGAGAGGUCCAAGAAGCUGUAAAGUGUCGAGUUGUUGAUCACCAAGAAGAUGGAAAUGGUGACUCUGGUGGAUCUAUCCAGAACGGCCAUGCUCAGCUGAUGACUGACUUUGAGAAGGAUGUGGACAUGGCUUGCCGAUCAGGCACCCUGAAACGUUCCUCCCUACAAGGUGAGGAGAAAGUAGCUUCACAGCAAAUCACAGUACAGAAAGGCUCCAACUUUAAUACUCUUCCUGCCAGCUUGGCAAAGGUCCACCUGCAAAACGUUGCUGACUAUGCCAGCCACACACUCACCAUGCGGCGUGAAAAGGGAGCCAUUGCCGGGGUCAGCACCGAGCUGCCUGGAGCCAAAUCUAUCUACAUAUGUGACGGAGAGCUCUUCAAGCAGCUGGACAGAGCUCCAGGAGACAAUGGUGGACCCGAAGGAGGAGGAUCAGGCCAGGGUUAUGUCCUCUUACCCAACAACAACAACACCCUAAGGCCUGCAAAGGGUGGCAAGGAGGACCAAGCCACCAAGUACAACAUUAGCAUUGAACAGUUACCCCAGACCAGGCUCAUCCAUCUGGCCAACACUUCUGGUGCAGAUCCCGUGACAGGCUUUGGGCUGAAGAGCCUCCCCACUGACCGAGUUAGCGUUUCCUGCACGGAGAGGGACUCCCCUGUGCAGACAGUACAGAACAUCUCCAGUGAGUCCCAGAUGACCAACAACACAUGCGAGCCAGGGGACUCUGUCAACUCGGGCAUGAUGUCUAAGUGUGAAACCGUCUCCACACUGUCUAUGAGCUCUCUGGAGAGACGAAAAUCACGCUAUGCAGAGCUGGACUUCGAGUCUUGUUGUAUCUUACAGAAGAUCAUGCAUACACGAAAGCGCCAUCAGGACAUGUUCCAAGACUUAAACAGGAAGCUACACCAUGCAGAGAAGGACAGAGACUCUCCUCCAGUGGAUGGGAAGGCUGGGAAGAGAUGGAGUGUGUCCUCAGGAGGCAGUGAUAAAACCAACCUUAGUGACAAGCAGCAGACCCCCAGUAAGAGAGCGUGGGAGGGCAUCCGGAAGACCCACUCCCCACCAUCAUGGGUGCGUAAAGAGCUGGAACCUCUGCAGGCCUCCCCACUUGAGAUGCAGGCAGUGGAAUGGGAGAAGGCCAGUGCUACCAUCCCUCUGGUGGGCCAGGAAAUCAUGGACCUGCAGACGGAGGUCUGAGAGACUGCCAGUGCUACUCUGAGAAACAGAAUAAACUCUACUUGCAGGGAAAAUGGAUAAAGAGAAGGAUGUGUAAGAAAAAGUGUGUGAAAUAAAACAGGACAACAAAUAAAAAGUCUGUCUGAAAGACACUGAAAGUUUGGGAGAAAGAAAAAGUCACUGAGAGAAAGGAACAUGAAAUUGUGGCUGUGCAAUUUUUUUUUUUUUUUUUUUCCUGGAAUGGCCUUUUCCUUAAUGUCAAAGCGAAUCAUAACACUUUUGAAAAAUCAGGUCUGAGCCUGUUGCCAUGGUAAUAAGCUGGCAUGACCAAGAAUGGCUGAACUGGGCAAAUCAAGUGGUGACCCUCUUUGGCAUUCUGGGAUGUUGCCAUGGGAACGUUGGGAGUGAGUGACUGAAGAGAAGGACUGAAAUUCAGGCAAUGAGCAGAUGAGCCUUAGCGAAUGGCCUUCAAUUAUUUACAACCUCUGGAUACACACAAACAUACACAUAUAUUAGUGAUUCUGUCAUCAAUGGUUAAAAAGAGUACAUUAUGGAUGGGAGAUUUGGAACUAAAUCUACAGAAAGCUUUCAAACUACCUGGCAGGAAUCAGGAGAGACAUAUAAUUCAAAUGAAAAACUCUAAUUAUAGAUAUUAUUAUUAUUCUCUUUGUUGUUGCUGUUAGUAUGACACAACAUACACUUGGGGUGUGUGGGGUGAUGUGAUCAGUGAGUUGUCCUUCGCCCACAAUGCAGUGCCCAAAGCCAUCUGCAUAUGACUGUUAAUCUGUCUCAAACGCUCUCCCGUUAUAGCAAGAAAAUCCCUCCAAGCCAGUAUCGCCCACAGCAGUGCCACUCAUGCCUACAACUUAGCUACUGUGCUGUUUUGUGCACCUCACCGACCCAUGGACUCUUCAAAGACGGCAGUGAAAGUUGCAAAUUCCAUUGGUCACUGUCUCAGUGACAUCAGCAGACUUGUCAAGUAAUCUUACCAGUGCAUUUGUCAGUGACUGUGGAACAGUAAGUUAGCAGGGCCAGAGUUGGUCAAGGUUGGUGGGUUUGUGCAUUCUUCAUGCUAAACCAACAUGAUUUCAUUCGCUUGAUGUUUAAGCCUUGGUGUUUUCAUCAGAAUCACUGGUGAGAAUCGUACAGAAUCGUGUUUGAAAAGAAAAUGGAAAUAUGAAUGAAUAUAUAUAUAUAUAUAUAUAUAUAUAUAUAUAUAUAUAUAUAUAUAUAUAUAUAUAUAUAUAUAUAUAUUAUAAAUAGUCGUAGAGGGGUGAUAUUCUCUUGUAAGGUCGUGGUUGCACGUAGAGAAAGCACAAGACUCACUCCUCAAGAGUCCUGUUGUACAGCAUUGUAAUUAUUUCCAAAGGAGUUCUACAAAAAUUAAUUUUAGCAUAUAAAUAUCUUUCUUACUGUACUUGGGGAAUAUCAUUAUCAUUAUUCUAGAUAUUACUGCAAUUCUGAGAUCCCCAAAUCUCAAUGGGUUACUGGACUAUAUCAGUGUUCUGUAACUUCAUGUAAUAGUGUGUAUUUUUGGUAUCACUGACUCACUCCAGAUGAUACUUACUUGCCUGAAUUCUCCACCAUCGCCCAUCCUUUACCCUCUCCUCCCUGCCUUUCCACACUCCCUUUUUUUAAGUUUACUGGGGUUUCUUUGUUAUUGUACAGUUUUCAGAGCACAAAAUGAAUGUGUAAAAUUUCUAAUAAAAAGUAUAUCUAUAUAAUAAA